AUGGAAUUGUACGCGCAAAUACCGGAAUGUGCGCGUAAUUGCCUCGAUUCACAAACCACUGCAUACUCGAACUGCUCACUGCUUGACAUCCAAUGCAGAUGCGACAGUGAACACAUCCGCAAGAAGGCCCAGGACUGCGUUCUGGAUCAUUGUACGCGUCGACAAGCACUCAUCACGAGAAAUACCACCCAGACAAUAUGUGGCCGCCCGAUCCGUGACAGGUCGAAUACCGUUCGAUUCUCCUCCGCAAUAUACAUGACCGUGGCAGCGCUUUCUUACGGCAUCCGGAUAGCAUCAAAAAUACAUGUCCAAUGGCCGUGGAAUGGUCCCUUUCGAUGUAUUACUCAAUUAUGGUGGGACGAUGUGGCUAUGACAGUGACCGUACUGUUUGCACUAGGUCAGAGCUCUCUUGGAAGGCCAAUCUCAACUCCAGGCCUGGGCAUGGAUAUCUGGACGUUGACGCCUCCUCAGAUUACUAAAUUCCUCAAGAUCUUCUACUAUGGAGAGCUCUUAUACAUUACAGGCUUGUCAAUGGUCAAGACAUCCAUGCUGCUGUCCUAUCUUCGCUUCUUCGCAUCCCCUAGGUUUCGGAAGCUCGUCUGGCUGGUCAUUGCAUUGAACACGGUGUUCAUGCUACUGUACGACUCGCUCGCAGCUUUCCAAUGCAUACCAUUAUCAUACGCCUGGAAGGAAUGGGACAAAGGACAAGGACACGUCGGGUACUGCUGGAUGAAGCGGCAACCGGCAGCGUGGACAGCGUCUGGAUUCAAUAUCAUCUUUGACCUGGUUGUGCUGGGAAUGCCGAUGCCUUUGAUCUGGAAGAUGGAUCUCAACCAGCGCAAGAAGGUACUUGUCAUACUCAUGUUUGGUGCAGGUGUCUGGGUGUCUCUUGUGAGCAUUCUCCGUCUUCGUGUCAUGAUCUAUUACGGCAAUACGCUGAACCCGACUUGGGACUACGACUGGAUAGCGAGAUGGUCAACAAUAGAAGUCGACUUCUGGGUUCUGGCAGCAUGUAUGCCAGGUAUACGAAACUUCGUCAAACGCUGGGCACCCGAUGCUGUAGGCGAAUCGACAAAA
Pseudocercospora fijiensis CIRAD86 is the source of this 1077-nucleotide messenger RNA. RefSeq lists its product as uncharacterized. The record is from RefSeq and is a predicted model, not a curated record. The annotation marks the transcript as partial. NCBI's taxonomy places the organism in Eukaryota, Fungi, Ascomycota, Dothideomycetes, Mycosphaerellales, Mycosphaerellaceae. The transcript has a single exon.